CACGGGUCUUCCCAUGGUCGAAACCAUCUGCAUCCCGACAAAUUGCAGUUGAUGUGCAACUGAGCCAACUUGAGCCUCUGUGGCUCCCUCUGUGGCUACCGAGUACUCUUGACGUCACUCUACAACCACUCUACAGUCAUCCACCGAAAGGAUCAAGAGGCGAGUCUAAGCGUUUCUUCACUAGUCAUGGAUACUGCCACUCUUAGCAGCUCUUCCCUGCAUCUACUCAGCGAUGACAUACAAAAUUUACCUGAGAGCAGGAAUUCACACGGGAACUCUGCGAAGACUACUAAAGAAGACGCGAGAGCUGACCAAAAAGCAGGCGAGAUCACCAAUCUCUGUGUCAACAAGUCAUGGCUGGCAAAAAGAGGCCGCAAAGAAAUAACUUCCAACUCGGUGAAUACAGAAACAGCCACCGCUGAAGAUCAUAUAACCGAGGACCCGGGUAACUUGAGCAGGAGGGAGUGGACGGGUCUGUCAGAACCCUCAGGUUCAGUUCUCCCGCACCAGCAGCAACAGCAGCAGCAGCAGCAGCAGCAGCACCAGCAGCAGCAGCAGCACCAGCAGCAGCAGCACAACGCAGAGAGAGGAAACAGCCCUUUCUAUGGGAAAGUGAGGAAUAUUACGAAUAAUGUGCUUAAUGAAUCAUUCAAUCACGAAGAUAUCUCACUUGUGAAGAAUUCUUUUAACCUCUCUCCGAAGUCAUCACCUGUCUGCUCAUGUAAAAGAAAUCCAUCUUGCCGAAGUUCCAUAUCAAAAACUUUCAAUGUUGAUUUGCAAGAGAAUAACGAUCAAGAUAUUGAGUGUAAGAAUAACGUUUUCCUAAGGGAAUCUUGCAGAUGCAAGGCUACGAGUAAGGUGCGUAGUAAGAGACGGGCAGAUGGAAGUAUCAACAAUGUUUGGCCGUUUUCACAGAUAGAACUUAUGAAAAGACGCAGUGCCGAAAUUUCUGAACUUAGGCAUGCACUUGAAGAGAAGAUAAACUGUCAAAAUCCUCACUAUAACACCCAUGAUAAUGUGAACUGGGAUCACAGGCUUAAAUCUAUGCAUUUAUCAAGUAAGAAGCAGCCUUCGUGUGCGCACAAGCACUUUUCCAGAGAAAAUCCCAUUGAAAACGAAAAUAAAGUUCCUCCUAAUCUACUACAGCAUAACAACAUUUGCAUCUCGUGUCCUGGGGUCCUCCGGCAGCACGACAAACCUCCGGCACCUCCCAGGUCCAUGGACCCCAGGAAACUCAAGUACCUCAUGGACGAUGCUAUAGAAACCUCUCCACUGAAGGAUGUAAAGCUCUCCGGACCAUUUCUUUGCCACGGGUGUUCUAGUCCAAUCAAUUUGAGCCCACACCAGAACCCAGGGACAAUUAUUUCACGUGGAGGGAUUGCAGAUUCUUGCUGGAUGUGCGAGCCCCCCGCGGGCACGUUAGGACCAAGAACACUUCAGGAGGCCGAGGGGACCCGACACAACCAGGACGCAGAAGGAGAAACCUCGACACGACCGGUGAAGGGAGACGAGGACCGAGUCAACUACUACCCAAACUGUGACCCGACUAUAUGGAUCCGUACAUGCACCAGUCAGGUCCUCCAGCCUCUCUCCGGCAUCCAGUCGGGGGUGAUCCCCGUGUGGUUGCGCGGUGCGCUGCUACGGAACGGUCCCGGACGCGUCCAGGUGGGCCAGCAUCACUAUAACCACGUCUUCGACGGCUCGGCUCUGCUACACAGGUUCCAUUUCCGGGACGGACGAGUGACUUACCAGAACAAAUUCCUGGAGAGCCGGAGCUACCUGUCGGACACGAAGGCGCAGCGCAUCGUUGUCAACUACUUCGGCACCAGGGCUCACCCUGACCCCUGCAAGACCAUUAUGCGCAAUAUCGCCAGCAAGUUCACCUUAGAGGAGCAUUUCACCGACAACGCCCAGAUCAGCCUCUACCCGUACGGCGACGGUCUCUACGCCCUCACCGAGACGCCUUUCAUCUUCCGUGUUGACCCUGAAACUCUUACCACGCACGAGAAGGUAAACUUGACGAAACACAUCGCUGUGUUUAACCACACCGCUCACCCCCACGUGGAUAGGGAUGGUACUGUGUACAACAUUGGCCAGGGAGUGGGGCCUUUUGGGCCUAGGUAUCAUAUCUGCAAGUUCCCCAAGAGCAAGAUAGACUCCAAAGGUAGGGUGAGGUCGCCUUUCCAGCAAGCCAAGGUGGUGGGCUCAGUGGCUGGCCGCUGGCGCCUCCAUCCCUGCUACAUGCACUCCUUCGCCAUCACCGACAACUACUGGGUUAUCAUCGAGCAGCCUCUUGUCGUCUCCAUUUCGAAGAUCAUCAAGGUCCUGAUCAAGCAGGAUGCACUCAUCGACGCCCUCCAGUGGUGGGAAAAGGAGACGAAGAUCCACGUGGUACAGCGGGCCACCGGGACCGUGACCAGCACCCAGUACAUCACCGACACCUUCUUCUUCCUCCACACCAUCAACGCCUACGAGGACACAGGUCACAUUGUCCUCGACAUCGCUGCCUACAAGAACGCCAAGAUGCUGCAGUGUAUGUUCGUCGAGGCCCUCAAGAACGCCGCCUACGACCCAACAUACGCCCAGAUGUUCCGCGGGCGGCCCAAAAGAUGGGUGCUGCCCCUACACCCUGACGAAAGUGCCGGUCCUGACACUAACCUCAUCACCCUCCCUGGCACGACUUGCCACGGGCGCUGGGUUAAGAAGAACUUAGUCUAUAUCAAGCCAGAGCUCCUAGUCGACAUUGGAUGUGAGGUCCCAAGAAUUCACUACGAUAAAUACAACGGGCGUCAUUAUCAGUACUUCUACGCCAUCUGUAGUGACGUAGAUCACCCCUGCCCCGGCACGCUGGUGAAGGCAGACGUGGUGAAUAAGACUCACUUAGAGUGGAGCGAGGACAACGUCUACCCCUCUGAGCCCAUCUUCGUCCCCUCGCCAGAAGCACAGCGUGAGGACGAUGGUGUGGUGCUGUCCGCGCUACUACGGGCCAGGGGUCUGGACCAGCAGGUGUGUGUGUUGGUGCUCGACGCCUCCACCUUCACAGAGUUGGGUCGAGUAGAGUUCACAGCCCCGGGGCCGGUGCCCAAGUGUCUCCACGGCUGGUGGGUCCAAGAGGGCGCCUUCACCCUCAGUUCUCACCAUAACAUCAAGCCCAAGAAGGUAACUAAGACGCCCAUAUACAAAGGUGCAGGUUAGGCUUUGCUUGAGCACACAGAAAAUGAAUACUGUAAUAAAUGAGUAACUUUUGUUCAGAUUAUUUAUAAUGUUUAUGGAGUUCCACAGAUAAGAGGAGCCAAGAAUGGUGCAUUGUAUCAUUACUUUUAAAUAUUAAUGAUAAAUUAGACAAACAAGAAACAUUGACUAGGCUUUUAAUUCUUACCUUCAAAAGGUUAUAUGUAUAAUAUAAUAUAAUAUCCGGGAAAUGCCUGCUACGUACUCAGUUCCUGUCCGGA
Messenger RNA from Procambarus clarkii (red swamp crayfish), 3452 nucleotides. RefSeq names its product carotenoid isomerooxygenase. The record is from RefSeq and is a predicted model, not a curated record. Lineage: Eukaryota; Metazoa; Arthropoda; Malacostraca; Decapoda; Cambaridae. Gene Ontology annotation, biological process: retinal metabolic process; carotene catabolic process. Gene Ontology annotation, molecular function: carotenoid dioxygenase activity; beta-carotene 15,15'-dioxygenase activity.